This is a messenger RNA of Tremella mesenterica DSM 1558, 588 nucleotides long. RefSeq lists its product as uncharacterized. The coding region runs from base 165 to 479 and encodes 104 amino acids. NCBI's taxonomy places the organism in Eukaryota, Fungi, Basidiomycota, Tremellomycetes, Tremellales, Tremellaceae. The transcript is spliced from 2 exons. The record is from RefSeq and is a predicted model, not a curated record.
GCUCACAUCGCCGAAGUUCAGUGCCCGUACUGUACGGCCGUCGCAAUCCUCAAGGGUUAUCGAUCUCCAUCCCCACCAAAGCAUCGCGGGGCAACAGACCAAAUCGCCUCUCGGACCUCCAAUCGUUUAGUGGUUCCCUGCGGGAGGGAGACUUUGAUAGUAUCAUGACGACGUCGCCGACUUACUCCGACCUACGAGAGGCAUCGGUUCGUUUGGCAUUCCGACGACCCCUGAGUGUGCCUAGUCCGGCCGACUUCAACCCUCGACCACUGGCGCUUCCGUCAAUGCCGAGCUCCCGAGCGACAUCGAGACGUGCAUCUCGCGUGUCUCAUCUGCAGGUUGAUGACCCUGCUCCUAUGCCCGAUUCGGCUACGUUGCCACCUCUAGGCAUCCCUGCUAAUCCGCGACCGAUACAGCGCUCGACCACGUCCGCUAGCGACUCCGUCUCCCGUCAAAAGGCGAGGGGCAACAUGAUAUGAUGAGAGUGGUGCGUUGGAGACGUGUCCUGAUCACCCAAUGUGACGAGAAAAAAUGGAGGAGACAUAAAGUUUUUGAUCAAGGCGAAAAUCAUGCAUCCAAAAUGACUCC